Ictalurus furcatus (blue catfish) is the source of this 1909-nucleotide messenger RNA. It is a transcript of the gene mocs3, whose product is annotated as molybdenum cofactor synthesis 3. The record is from RefSeq and is a predicted model, not a curated record. Gene Ontology annotation, molecular function: adenylyltransferase activity; thiosulfate-cyanide sulfurtransferase activity; URM1 activating enzyme activity. Gene Ontology annotation, biological process: protein urmylation; tRNA wobble position uridine thiolation. The transcript has 13 exons. Gene Ontology annotation, cellular component: cytosol; cytoplasm. The coding region runs from base 474 to 1859 and encodes 461 amino acids. NCBI's taxonomy places the organism in Eukaryota, Metazoa, Chordata, Actinopteri, Siluriformes, Ictaluridae.
GGCAGCUUUGCAAAUCAUCCAUUUUGAAAGAUUUGCCCAGGGAAUCCGUUCAUUUUAAGCACUACUCUUUAACACAUUCACCUAGCUGAUGCUGAUGUGUACUAACAUUAAAGAGCUCUUCAUAAACAGUAUGACUAUGAAUGACUUACAUUCACACAAAAAUGUACAGAGGCAGCAAACGUAUGUCAGGAGUGAAAUACUGCGAACUAAUAACUUAGUAGUCGUAGCAGAUUUCCAUUGUGAUCGUGCUUUCAGCCUGGGUGGUCAUGGUUAACCUCAUUCAUCUAGGUGUAUUUAUUUUCGACGCAGUUUAUUACCUGUCCUUUGAUUGGCCAGUGAAAACACGUGAUCAACGGGCUCGCACACGUAUUUUGUGACGUGGAGACUCAGGAAGUGAUUGCACGGUGUGCAUGUGUUCUCUUACAUGUUGAGGAAGCGUUAUAGCGUUUGUGCGUAAUUUACUUUCUGCUUAAAUGAAUAAUAUGGAUGACGAUAUUUUAAGUCUGAAGAAACAGCUCCUGGAAAAAGAUGCGGAAAUCGCUGCUUUAAAAAACAAGCUCCAGCAAAUCCAUAAGGAUAAUUCUUUACUAAUGGACUUACAAGACCAGGUAUCGCAUUUGGCUCAGCUGCAGUAUACUUCUUUAACCAACGAUGACAUUAUGCGAUACAGUAGGCAGCUGCUCUUGCCAGAGCUCGGUGUCAAAGGUCAGAUGAGUCUCUUAAACACGUCUGUUUUGGUGGUGGGAUGUGGAGGUUUAGGUUGUCCUCUAGCCCUCUACCUCGCUGCGGCUGGAAUAGGGCGUUUGGGACUGUUGGAUUAUGACGAGGUGGAGCUAAGUAAUCUGCACAGACAGGUUCUGCACACAGAGCGGACACAGGGUCUGCCCAAAGCCCAGUCUGCAGCACAGGCCCUAAGCAGGUUAAAUUCUACAACACAGUGUGUGCCAUAUCAUCUCCAGCUCUCCUCUGAGAAUGCCUUACAACUCAUCCAACAGUAUGACAUUGUGGCUGAUUGUUCAGAUAAUGUUCCAACACGGUACCUUGUCAACGAUGCCUGUGUUCUCAGUGGCAAACCCUUAGUGUCUGCAAGUGCUUUGCGAAUGGAAGGCCAGCUCACUGUGUAUAAUUACAAUGGAGGGCCUUGCUACAGGUGUUUAUAUCCUGUUCCCCCACCACCUGAAACUGUCACAAACUGCUCUGAUGGAGGAGUCUUAGGAGUGGUGGUUGGAGUCAUGGGCUGUCUUCAAGCUUUAGAGGUUCUGAAGAUUGCUUCUGGCCAAAAAUCUUCCUUUGGACAGCAGCUGCUGAUGUUUGAUGCUCAGGAUGGUCGGUUUCGCUGCAUAAAGCUGAGAGCCAAGCAGGCUGGCUGUGUUGUUUGUGGAGAGACGCCCACAGUAACAGAGCUGCAGGACUAUGAGAGCUUCUGUGGCUCGUCUGCAACAGAUAAGUGUCGAAGAUUGAAUCUUCUAUCUGCAGAACAGCGAGUCUCUGUGCAGGAGUAUAAAUCCAUUGUGGACUGCGGUACUCCUCAUCUCCUACUUGAUGUUCGGCCCAAAGUAGAGGUGGACAUUUGCCAUCUGCCAGUUUCCAUCAAUAUUCCACUGGCCAGUUUAGAGGAUCAAAAGGGAGACCAUAUUCACUUCUUAAAGGAGAAGAUCAGUGAGCUAAAAUUGCAGAUGAGCUCUGAAUUAGAAGUCCCAGUGUAUGUAGUGUGUAAACUGGGGAAUGACUCUCAGACGGCUGUGCAGCUACUGGAGAUGAUGUCUGGAACUGAACUAGAGAACAUCACUGUCAAAGAUAUCACUGGAGGCCUGAUGGCCUGGGCUAAUAAGAUUGAUCCCUCUUUUCCAAAAUAUUAACUUUCAUUCAUUUGUAUUUCUUUAUCCAAAAGUAAACAACCUAGUCAUUA